Lottia gigantea (owl limpet) is the source of this 1338-nucleotide messenger RNA. RefSeq lists its product as hypothetical. The transcript is spliced from 2 exons. NCBI's taxonomy places the organism in Eukaryota, Metazoa, Mollusca, Gastropoda, Lottiidae. Bases 1 to 1338 code for a protein of 445 amino acids. Gene Ontology annotation, cellular component: mitochondrion. Gene Ontology annotation, molecular function: oxidoreductase activity; molybdopterin cofactor binding; molybdenum ion binding. The record is from RefSeq and is a predicted model, not a curated record.
AUGCGAUCUGAUUUACCAACAUAUACACCAGAAGAGGUGGCCAAACAUAGAACCAAAGAUACUGGGAUAUGGGUAACUUAUAAGAAUAGUGUAUAUGAUAUCACAGAGUAUGCUACUCAGCACCCUGGUGGUUCUAAAAUCAUGAUGGCUGCCGGUGGUUCUCUGGAACCCUAUUGGGAAUUGUAUGCAGUACACAAACAUCCUGGAAUUAUUGGUAUUGCAGAGAAAUACAGGAUUGGAAACAUUGUUGAAGAGAAAUCAGAAUCUAAAGGCAAGAAUAUUAAUGAUCCUUACGCCAAUGAACCUAAGAGGAACCCUAUACUCAUUCCUAGCUCCCAAAAACCUUUUAAUGCGGAACCCCCACCUCUUCUCUUGCCUGAGAAAUUCCUGACACCCAAUGACCUGUUUUUUGUAAGGAAUCAUCUACCAGUUCCUGUUGUGGAUCCUAAGUCUUAUAAAUUAGAAAUAGGAAUAGGUGAUAAAAGUAAGUCGAAGUUGACAUUGAAUGAUCUAAAAAAGAAGUUUAAGAAAGUAUCUACAACAUCUGUUGUACAGUGUGCUGGUAAUAGACGCAGUGAAAUGACCAAGAUCAAAACAGUAAAGGGGUUGAAUUGGAAUAACGCUGCUAUCAGCAAUGCAGAAUGGUCUGGAGCUACCCUUAAUGAUGUUCUUCUAGCCUCUGGUAUUGAUUUAGACAAAUGUUCCCAUGAUCAUAUAAAUGAUAUACUUAUUGCAUACGAGAUGAAUGGAGCAGACAUUCCAAGAGAUCAUGGCUAUCCUAUUAGAGUGAUCAUUCCUGGUAUUGUGGGGGCUAGACAAGUCAAGUGGUUAAAUAGAAUAUAUCUAAGUAAAGAAGAGAGCACCUGUCACUGGCAACGAAAAGAUUAUAAGGGCUUUAAUUCCUCUAUUGAUUGGCAUAAUGUUAAUUUUGAUACAUCUGUAGCCAUUCAACAAUUGCCUGUAACGUCUGCUGUCUGUGAACCAGCAGAUGGAUCAGAAAUUGAACCUGGAUCAGAAGAUGUGACGGUUAAGGGAUAUGCUUGGAGUGGUGGAGGAAGGGGAAUUAUAAGAGUUGAUGUCUCAGCAGAUGGUGGGAAAACAUGGACGACAGCAGAACUGGAGCCAACUAAUCAGAAUCCAUACAAGACCUGGGCCUGGACCUUGUGGGAGGCUACUGUUCCAUUACCAGAGAACCAUGGUGGUAAGGCAGAAAUUGUGUGUAAAGCCAUUGAUGUGUCAUAUAAUGUUCAACCAGAUUCUGUUGAAGGCAUCUGGAAUUUAAGAGGUUGUCUGAGUAAUGCUUGGCAUAGAAUUCAUAUUAAGAUACCUGCUGAAUAA